AUGGCUUCAUCAGGCCGAAAUACGAGUGCGUCGACUCGCAACGAAGGACGACUUUCUCUUCAAACUCGAGGUAGACGCGCAAAUGGCAGCGCAAUCAUUGAAAAUCCCCUAGCCCAUCUCACGGAUGAAGAAUUGCAGAGGGACGUCCGGUCUUUCGUGGAGAAUCACAUACCGUCUAUUGCAUACGAGGAUCUCAUACGUGCUGCUCGAGUUGCGAAAGAUGUCCGUUUAUAUGACGAAGUUGCGAGGAAAGAAGGAUACCACGUCGAGUCCGACCUCUUGGUGCAACUAACGGAAGAUGAGAAGCGCGCUUUGCGUCGGGAAAGGGAUGUUCCCUUUAGUGAAAGGGGCAUGCGGAUUGUCAUCAUCACAGUUUCCAUUGCCGCUCUACUACAAGGCUUCGUCCAAUCGUCGUUUAAUGGUGCUGGGUUAUACAGAGAACAGUGGGGACUUGGAGAACAACUAAAAAUCAACAGUUCUGAGAAUUGGAAAUUCGGAGCUGUUAACGCAAUACCCUUCUUUGUUGCCGCAGUUAUUGGCUGCCCUCUUGCUCUCCCAAUCAAUUACUGGUUUGGCAGACGUGGAGGCAUUUGUGCUGCCGCAAUGUUGAUAUUCGCGAGCUCCAUAGCGGCAGCUUUCUCAAAAACUUGGUAUUGUCUGCUAGGCGUUAGAGUCUUUAACGGCAUCGGCAUGGGAAUCAAGGCCGUCAGUACGCCAAUUCUAGCCGGAGAGACUGCUGUUGGGUUCUGGCGAGGAUCUGCCAUCUUGCUGUGGCAGUUAUGGGUCGCGUUUGGCAUCAUGAUUGGCUUCGCUUUUAAUGUCAUCUUCGCACAAGCUAAAACGGGCGCAACUACACUGGCUCUUAUCAAUGCGGCACCCAUGGUACCCAGCCUGAUACUCCUGAUUAUUGCCAUGUUCUUCUGCCCUGAAUCUCCCCGAUACCAUCUUACAAGAGGCCCCAACUAUGAUGUCAAAAAAGCAUUCAUCAGUAUGACAAAAUUGCGAAACACUGAGCUACAAGCACUACGGGACAUGUAUCUCGUGUAUAAGUCACUCGAAAAUGAGUCCAUGAGUCUAGGCAAUUUAGACGCCAACGCGUUUCGAUCGCCGGGAUUCUUUUGGGUCAUCCGAGACUUUCUUAGACAGUAUAUGCAGCUUUUUCAGCAGAGACGUUUGUACAAUGCUCUGAUCUCUGCUUCGACUGUGAAUUUGGCUCAGCAGCUCUGUGGAAUCAAUGUUAUGGCUUUCUACUCUGGAUUCCUCUUCACCAGCGUUGGCAGUAGCGGCGAAUACUCGAAAAUAGUAUCAAUGUCGUAUAGUCUUGGCUUCGGAGCGAUCAACUUUUUGUUUGCACUGCCUGCUGUGAGAAGUAUCGAUACGCUGGGCAGACGCAAAUGGCUGCUGGCAACGCUUCCUUUCAUGGCGCUAUUCAUGCUCGGUGCAGGCUUGGCUUUUACAAUUGAGACCCCAAGAAUUAGAAUCGGCGUUGCUGCCUUUUUCUUAUUCAUGUUUUCAGCGGCGUAUUCUCCGGGCUUAGGACCGAUCCCUUUUACUCUCGCGUCAGAAAGCUUUCCUUUGUCCCACAGAGAAGCAGGAACGUCUUGGGCGAUUUCCAUCAAUUUCGCCUUUGCCGGUGUCUUGUCAAUCGGCUUCCCAGUCGUUGAUUCAAGUAUCAAAGCAGCUGGUGCAUUAUGUCUCUUCGCAGUUCUCAACGUCGUUGCCUUUGUUUUAGUCUUUUUGCUAGUCGAAGAGACAAAGCGUCGCACUCUCGAAGAGCUGGACCACAUCUUUGCUGUUUCCAAGAAAAAGUUCAUGCGCUACCAGUUAUGCGACCACCUCCCGUGGCUAAUCCGACAUCGUAUCUUUGGAAGCAAGCAGCCUAAGCCGGAGCUCUAUGAAGACAUGAUUUGGGGUUCAGCAGAUUGCGAAGACUUGUCGCCAUUCCGGGCUGCUGAUGCUAUAGGACGCUAUCAUGAGCCAACAGUCCCAGAGGCGGUGGAAUUAGCGCAGAAUCGCGGUUUUGAAUUCCCCCCCAUCAAGGCGAGGGCCAAAUCCAGCGAAUAUGACUUGAAGGCAACAAACAACGCCGGGCCUGUGAGCACCCGAUUUUAGAUGGGCGUAAUGGGAGGGAUGAAGCGAUGAAGAGAUCUCAUGUUAACUCUGAUAGA
Molecule: messenger RNA, 2168 nt
Organism: Trichoderma asperellum CBS 433.97
Lineage: Eukaryota; Fungi; Ascomycota; Sordariomycetes; Hypocreales; Hypocreaceae
Biological process (GO): transmembrane transport
Cellular component (GO): membrane
Molecular function (GO): transmembrane transporter activity
Source: RefSeq, a predicted model, not a curated record